Molecule: messenger RNA, 2449 nt
Organism: Amoebophrya sp. A25
Lineage: Eukaryota; Dinophyceae; Syndiniales; Amoebophryaceae
Source: the annotation of a GenBank genome assembly
UCUGAUCUUCUCAAGGCAGAUGACUUGUUUAACAAUAGAAAAAGCAUCCAAGAAGAACAAGUUGUAACACAUUAAGAACAGGAGCGUGCAUUCAGUCUCAGGUGGAUCACUCGUAUAGAGAUUCUACUCGAAGCUGAAAAAAGUAGAGCAGGGUGACUAUUUCCACCGAGAGUUUGAUCGAGUUGGACGAAGCGAAACACGGCUUGAUGUUGUAACUGAUACGAAGGAGAGCACAUGCAUAGUUAACAUUCACUUCUUGUUUCACAGCAGGAGCCACUGCCUCACUCUCAUGCUCGCGGUGAUUUUAGUACCCCGCAUUUUUUCAUCAUGACAUUGGUACAACUUCAACUUCUACUCCCUCAUUCUUGCCAGGCCUUCUAGGUGUAGCUCUACUGGUGCUGUUGCCUUUUGAUAUGUUGUGGCAGCAUACUUCUGUUUCGUUUUUUCCUGUCGUAAUAUCUUGGAGAAAUAGGAACGAAAAUGAACAUUCCACUCGCAACAAGUGAUCCCCACGUGCCGGUCUAUUGCGGGUCCGAUCUGCUUCGCCGUUUCAUAUCUUGGUGGGCCAUCCUUGUGUUUCAUCCGCUCUACUGGGUCAUUUACGCUAUCGCUUUCACGCAGUAUCUCUUGUUCUUUUCUCCUACGUGGUACGCGCGUGCCGGAACUCUGAUAUAUCUUGGGUACAUAUUUUUUGAUCGCCGGCGCGCAGAUGGAAAGGGUUUCCCUGACUGGAUCUCGCGCCACACAAUACUGCGGAACAAGCGCAGUUUCGUGUGGCGGAUCUGUUGCAGCUACUACCCGUUUAAACUCUGCAAGACGGCAGAAAUAGAUUUAUGUGUCAUCGAAAUCGAAGUAAACAGGUCUUUGAUCGGAAGUGGAAGAAUAAACACGUCCAAUAGCCGCGUCGGCUUUUGAAUCCAAGCCAAGCCAAGCCAAUCUUCGUUCCCCGAAUCCAAGCCACGUAAAUAAAUGUUUGGUGGACUUGUAGACAAGUAGGCAACAAAAAUAUUAAAAAAACUGCUAAUCUGCCAUUCUGUUGACAGAAGACGUAGGAUAUAGGCGCAGCUUUAGAAAAUAUUUAGUAGACGACGUAAGUACUCAAAUCAUUAGUUUCAGUGCGCGUGCAGCCUGUCGUUCUCGCGGUGGCCUUCUGCUCAUCUAAAUAAAGGAGGUGCAAGGCUUCUCUUCGUAACGCAUCCGCAUGGAAUCUUUGGCGUCGCCACACAAGGUCACCUCGGAACUUUCGGAAGUGGUUUCGAUCGUUUGUAUGGCGAGCAACUCGGUGGACGUCUACGGCUGAUCGCACUGGAGGCAUUGUUGUUGAUUCCGUUUUUUAGGGAAGUGAUGUUUGCAUGCGGCGUUCACAGUGCUAGUCGGCAAAGUUUUGCAGCUAUAUUCGCGCAGGGCAACAUCCCUGUACUCAAUGUUGGCGGAGCAGCUGAGAGCCUCAUAUAUCAAAAAAGCGAUGAGGUGGUCGAGAAAGACGAUUAUAGCAAAAGCAAGAACAAAGUAGCAGGAGAUGAAGCUGAAGCUUAUUCUCCUGUCGAAGUCAUGAAGCUGGUUGUGAAGAACAGAAAGGGUUUCAUCAAAGUAGCUAUGCAGGAAGGGGCAGCUCUGGUCCCCUGUAUUGCAUUCGAUGAAAACAAAGCGUAUGCAGUGUAUGCGCCGGCAUCUGGUGGAAUGAUCGAACGAAUCCAACGAACCUUCAAAAAGAAAAUGAAAUUUACGUUUCCUCUCUUCUAUGGGAAUAUCGGACCAUUUCACCCGUUGCGCCAAAAGCAGAGCCUCUACGUUGGCGCUGUGUUGCCAGUGACACCUCCAGUUGUUGGACAAGAACGACCCAGUGCUAGUGGUGGAGAUGAAGCACGACCUUCAUCAGCAGGGCCGCAAAGAUGGACGAAAAUUGCGAAUCCAACACAGGCUGAAAUCGAUGCGAAGCAUGCUGAGUAUCUUGCAGCUCUGCAAAAACUCUUCGACGACUACAAGGACCAUGCAGGACACCCUAACAUGGUCUUGCAAAUAACGGAUGAGUACGGAAAAGGAUAACUACUAAGUCCAGUUGUGGAGGACCAAAGGCCAUAAGUAAGAAACGCAUUUUCUAGUUCUUCGUCUCAAACUUCUACUUCUUGAACAGGAUAUUAUUCAAUUAAGUAUCUUGAACUCCGCGGGAACCAACGUUCUUUGCGUGGAAAUAUGGUGAUCAUUCAGUACAACUAAACACGACAAGACUGAGUCAAUUGUUGGUGUAAAUCUUGAUGCCAUUCUUCGUUCCUUCUGCUGUGCGCGACAACAUGAAAAACUCACAAGAUGUGUUGUGAAGAUUUCCAACAAUAUGUUGCAGUUUUUACCAUGCAUGAUGGACGGGUGAGCCCGUGUACGGUCUUCCGCAAGAUGAUGGUGCCAUAGACUAAAAAGUACCUGUCGUUGUCACUUCACUCCUGAAUCAUGC